Messenger RNA from Dovyalis caffra, 282 nucleotides. Lineage: Eukaryota; Viridiplantae; Streptophyta; Magnoliopsida; Malpighiales; Salicaceae. The record is from the annotation of a GenBank genome assembly.
AUGUCUGACCCAUCCCUUAAUUCGCACCAUCCCUCUCAAGUUCCACCAAUGCCAUUCGUCCAUGGAACAAAACCUCCUCCACGACUACCUCCUCCUCCUCCUCCUCCUCCUACUUCUCCUCCUCCUACUUCUAGAAGUUCCAUGGCUCGACCACUGCCUCAGGGGAAGUUUUCAAGAUUCCAAACCCACAGCACUUCUAAGGCAACCAUUAGAACCGUUUGGUCAAAGCUUCCAAAAGCUACACCAUUGCCACCAUCUGCACCCUCUCCUAUCAUCAAUUGA